AUGUCACUGACCCAGAGCUCAGCCGAAUCGACAACACCAGCGAUGCCGCAAAACUGGACAGUACCGCCAUUAGUUCCAGAAAUUGUGAAGCAAUUACUUAGCUCAGCCGAAUCGACAACACCAGCGAUGCCGCAAAACUGGACAGUACCGCCAUUAGUUCCAGAAAUUGUGAAGCAAUUACUUGUUACUGCGUUAACUCAUAAGAUACAUCAAACGAAACUUGCAAUCAUGAAGCUGAAAAUUGAGCCAGGCUUGCAUUUCAAAUAUUUUCUCAAAAAAUAA
Messenger RNA from Gongylonema pulchrum, 282 nucleotides. NCBI's taxonomy places the organism in Eukaryota, Metazoa, Nematoda, Chromadorea, Rhabditida, Gongylonematidae. The record is from the annotation of a GenBank genome assembly.